Molecule: messenger RNA, 384 nt
Organism: Paramuricea clavata
Lineage: Eukaryota; Metazoa; Cnidaria; Anthozoa; Malacalcyonacea; Plexauridae
Source: the annotation of a GenBank genome assembly
AUGCGGGGUGAUCUUAUUGAAGCAUACAAGAUUAUUAACGGACAUGUUAACUAUGGCCAUCAAAUGUUUAACCAUAAUUUGCAUUAUAGUACUCGUAAUUUAUGCAAUGUAUCAUCCUGUAGGACCAGAUUUGCGUUAGAUUGUUUUAGCGUAAGAGUAAUUAAGUAUUGGAACAAUUUACCAAACUCUGUUAAGUAUGCACCUAGUGUAAACGCCUUUAAGGCAGGACUUGAUGAUCUAAAAAGUUAUAACCCGGAUUCUCGUCACGGAUAUUGGUAUUUAUCGCAAGAAAUCUUUAACAGAAUUCCGGAUAAGAAUGACCAUGUUGCUUAUCUUAAAUUGCAUCCAGAGGUUGCUAUGCAAAGACAUAUUUCUUGUUUCUAA